Molecule: messenger RNA, 795 nt
Organism: Hyphopichia burtonii NRRL Y-1933
Lineage: Eukaryota; Fungi; Ascomycota; Pichiomycetes; Serinales; Debaryomycetaceae
Exons: 1
Source: RefSeq, a predicted model, not a curated record
GACCAUUACCAAGAUGGCGAAUUAAAUAAAAAAUCACAAACUGAUUAUAAAGAUGGCUUAAUUAGUAAAAAAAAUUAUUGGAUUAAGCAUGCUAGAGACUUGAAUAAUCGCAUAGAUGGCAUAGGAGGUUUCAAGAAAGAUGCACACAAGCUAAUAGUGAUGAAAUUUGAUUUACUAUUGUUGUACAUGAUAGCCUAUGAUUACGAUGAAAAACUGAAACUUAUCAUGAAUAUAUUACCAAGUGAAAGAAAUUGGAAUUCAAUAUAUCAGGAUGUAACCACAUUGAUAAACCAAUUAGAAAAUUAUAACAAAACAAUUGAUGCAUCCAAUAAAUUUAAAAAUUAUAUCAUGAUCUUUAUCGGAAUAUUACUACAGUUGAAAGGAAUUAUACAUAAACGGGUCAAUUCGAUAUUGCAAAAAGUUAUUGAGCUGUAUAUUAAGAAAAAGUCUAAUCAAAAUAAUGAAGUCACUAACGAAUUGAAUAAUAAAAUUAUUGAACUACAACAACAAUUAAUCAAUAACUGGUCAUCAAUUAUAACCAACUUUGCCAAAGCACAAAAUUAUUUAGACUCAUUGCAAAUAUUAAUUAAAUUAUUUCCUAACACUUGGCAGAAAAGAAAAUCAAAGAUUCAACCACCAACAACCAAAUUGAAAAAUAGUUUUGUACCCAAUAAUGAUUCCUAUUAUCUACCGAUUAAUUCAUAUAGUGAUUUGAAUGAAAUAAGCGGAUUCAUGUAUAAUAUUAUUAAAGAGUUUAAUGAAACUUUUAUGACUGAAAAUAGUUAUAAAUUAAUA